AGUUCGUGUCCGGAGGCAGCAGGCGAGCCGCGUCCCGCACAGAGGACUUUACCGGAGACCAGCGCUUCUCACGCUCCGGAUCUAAAGGGUACCGGCGCUUCUCACUCCGCUUCCAGCCUCCGGAUCUGUAGGGUAUGCAGAGAACCCAACUGGACCCCAUCGCCUUCCAGCUGCGAUCUGAGCUGCAGUGUAUGAAGGAGUCCAGCACCUCUCUCUCUGCACAAAUGGAGUGCAUGUUACGAGUUCUGCAGGAUCUAAAGCGUUCCUCUCCUCCUUCCCCUGCGAGUACAGAAGAGGCACCUGUGGCCCUUCCCCGCAGAGCUCCCCGGCGGGACCAGCGUCCUCACCGCACGUCGGAUCUGUCAGAAGCUGACUCUGCCUGCUGCGUGGAUCUCCCGAGCGAGGUGUCCCCUGUGAGUUGUGGACAGCGCGGGCUGGAAUGGGACUCUGGUUAUUCUGAGGUGUCAGGAGGCUCUCUACGGGGAGAGGAAGAAGAUGAAGAGGAAGAAGAAGAGAGGAGGGAUGCUCCUCCAGUGCUGCGUCGGAAUCCCCUUCCUUCAUGUCAGCGCCUUUCUUCUGGGGGGCUUCUCCGGACGCGCCAAGGAAGGAUUAGGCCUAAAUCCACAUCAGAUGUUUGCUUGGAACAGUGGGGAGGAAUUGGAAUGGGGGUUGGUUCCCAAGAUUGGACUGGGUGUCUUCUCUCUCAGUGCCGUAGCCGCCAACCUUUAGUUCUGGGGGACAACAGUUUUGCUGACUUGGUAAAGCAAUGGAUGGACCUGCCAGAGAAUGGCGAGGAUGAGAAGCGGAGAGCAAGAGAGGUUGGCAACUGGCUGCACAAGCCUCAUGGAUUUUUACUCAACCUGUCUGGUAACGUUAAAAGGCGCUUGGGCAAUAUGUCCAGGGCACGAGGCCGUCCGGAACAAGAAGCUGUAAAACGUCUAUCGUGUCCCCAGUUGGGUUGCAGACCCCUCUCCCUAUACUACCACCAGUCUCUCUCGGACAUUGCAGAAGCAUCCUCCAACCUACUGCACUGCCGCAGCCGACAGCCAAUCAUAUGCAGCAACAAUGCCAGAUUCUUAUAGUACUCGGCAUGUGACGAACAUUUAAUAUGUGACAUGUGGGAACGCAAAAGUGUAACUGUUUGUACAUAUGUGUAAAUAUAUGUAUCUUAUAAGCCAUUUUAUAUUAUUGUAUUUUUUUUAUUGUUUU
Messenger RNA from Spea bombifrons (plains spadefoot toad), 1209 nucleotides. RefSeq names its product inka box actin regulator 1 (gene INKA1). The record is from RefSeq and is a predicted model, not a curated record. Lineage: Eukaryota; Metazoa; Chordata; Amphibia; Anura; Pelobatidae. The transcript is spliced from 2 exons. Gene Ontology annotation, cellular component: nucleus. Bases 135 to 1082 code for a protein of 315 amino acids. Gene Ontology annotation, molecular function: protein kinase binding; protein serine/threonine kinase inhibitor activity.